Plodia interpunctella (Indianmeal moth) is the source of this 6952-nucleotide messenger RNA. It is a transcript of the gene ATP8A, whose product is annotated as ATPase 8A. Gene Ontology annotation, molecular function: ATP hydrolysis activity; magnesium ion binding; ATPase-coupled intramembrane lipid carrier activity. Bases 398 to 3952 code for a protein of 1184 amino acids. Lineage: Eukaryota; Metazoa; Arthropoda; Insecta; Lepidoptera; Pyralidae. Gene Ontology annotation, biological process: phospholipid translocation. The transcript is spliced from 25 exons. The record is from RefSeq and is a predicted model, not a curated record. Gene Ontology annotation, cellular component: plasma membrane.
AGACCAAUUAUAAUAUACACUGUUACUUUAUUAUAACUUAUUGGCGUUAAAUAAAUCGAAAGUGUUCACAUCAGUGCUAGUACCUAUACGAUAUAAUGUAUUUAUUCUGAAAAUCACGUGUAAGCUCACGUUAUUUGAAGCAAGUGCGUUAUUAUUUGUAUUACUAAAGUUAAAUCAGUGUUUAUAAAAGUGUCUCCUCGAUAUAGUCAUCAGUCAGUCAAUAAAUAUCAAAUGCGGCAACUGACAAAACAUCUGACCAUUCCGUUGUGGUAAAACCAGGAGUGUAUUACAAAACCGCGAGAAACGAAUUGCCACGCGGUCUUUUCGUGAAGUUUUAAGAAAGAAAUGAAGCAAGUAAUGUGUUCGUCUUAGUAUGGAUGUGCAGUGAUGAGUUCCCAUGGCGUGGCCGGCCGGCUCGGAGGGGGCCGUGGAGCUGCCGCUGCAGCAGAUCGAGGAUUCCCUUGCUGUCCCAGGUAUCACUGUCGUCGAUGGACAUACCAGACUCAAUGAGGAUGAAGCGACGACAUCAGGCGUGACUGAGGAUGCCGCGGAGGAACAGCAAACCCGUAUUAUAUUUGUAAAUGGCCCGCAACCCAUCAACUUUGUAAACAACCGGAUAUCGACUGCCAAGUAUAGUGUCCCGUCAUUCAUCCCGUUGUUCCUGUUCGAGCAGUUCCGCCGCUACUCCAACUGCUUCUUCUUACUCAUCGCGCUGCUGCAGCAGAUCCCGGACGUGUCUCCUACGGGGCGCUGGACGACGCUCACGCCACUCAUCCUGAUCCUCAGCAUCAGCGCUCUCAAGGAGAUCGUCGAGGACUUUAAACGGCACCGAGCAGACGAUGAGACGAACAGACGGAAAGUGGCAGUCCUGCGAGACGGCGCCUGGCACACGGUGCGGUGGGAGAGGCUGCAAGUGGGGGAUGUCUGCAAGGUGUUCAACAACCAGUUCUUCCCGGCGGACCUGGUGCUGCUGGCUUCUAGUGAACCGCGCGGCAUCUCCUUCAUCGAGACAUCGAACUUGGACGGGGAGACGAACCUGAAGAUCCGGCAGGCGCACCAGGACACGGCCCGGCUGGCCUCCAACACGGAACUGACGGACUUCCGAGCCACCAUUACGUGCGAGCCGCCCAACAGACACCUCUAUGAGUUCAAUGGCAUGCUGAAGGAAUCCAACGCCAAGACUAUAUCCAUUGGCCUGGACCAGAUGCUCCUGCGCGGGGCGAUGUUACGGAAUACGGCGUGGGUCCACGCGGUCGUGAUCUACACGGGACACGAGACCAAGCUGAUAAAGAACUCCACAAAAGCGCCCUUAAAGCGGUCGUCGAUAGACAAACAGACGAACACACAGAUCCUCAUGCUGUUUAUGAUAUUACUGUUCCUGUCCUUACUCAGUGCGGGCUUCAACGAGCUGUGGACCAAGAACCACAACGACUGGUACAUAGGACUUGACGAGGCGCAGAAUCUUAACUUCGGGUUCAACUUUCUAACGUUUUUGAUACUAUACAACAACCUCAUACCUAUAUCGCUACAAGUUACUGCCGAAAUAGUUAGGUUUUUUCAAGCAAAGUUCAUAGCGAUGGAUGUUGAAAUGUACCACGCGGCUACCGAUACGCCCGCGAUGGCGCGAACCUCAAAUCUCAACGAAGAACUGGGAAUGGUCCAAUACGUGUUCAGCGAUAAGACUGGGACCCUCACCUGCAACAUUAUGAACUUCUUCAAGUGCUCCGUAGCUGAGCACAUCUACGACCACCCCGGCCCCAACGAAGCCCCGGAGAGCACCCAGCUGUACCAGAACAUGGUAAGCGGUCACCCGACCGCUGACAUCAUCCGGCAGUUCCUCACCAUGCUGGCCGUGUGCCACACCGUCAUCCCCGAGUGGACCGCCGACCACAUCGAGUACCAAGCCGCCUCUCCAGACGAACGAGCAUUAGUGAUGGGCGCGGCGUCGUAUGGGUUCGUGUUCGAGACUCGAACCCCGGACUCCGUGGUGAUCCGCGUGGGCGGGAAGGAGGAGAAAUACAAGAUACUCAACGUGAUCGACUUCACCUCCGCCAGGAAACGGAUGUCCGUCAUCGUCCAGAACCCCAAGGGGGAGAUAAAGUUGUUCUGCAAAGGCGCGGACUCGGUGAUCUACCCGCGGCUGAAGGGCGGGGCGGCGGCGCCGCGCGCGGCCGCCACGCUGCAGCACCUGGAGCUGUUCGCGUCCGAGGGGCUCCGCACUCUGGUCUUCGCCGUCGCCGACAUAUCCGACUCCGUCUACAAAGACUGGUCGCACACGUUCCACAAGGCCUCUAUAGCGAUACACGACCGCGAACAGAAGAUAGAGGAGGCGGCCAUGCUCAUUGAAAAUAACUUGAAGCUAUUAGGAGCCACAGCGAUAGAAGAUAAAUUACAGGACGGCGUGCCGGAGACGAUAGUGGCGCUGCUGAAGGCGAACAUCAACGUGUGGGUGCUGACGGGGGACAAGCAGGAGACUGCGAUCAACAUCGCGUACUCUUGCCGUCUCAUUCACUCCAGCAUGCCUCUCAUCAUCCUCAACGAGGCCAGUUUAGAUGGCACCCGGGACUGUAUAUCCCGACACGUGGUGGAGUUCGGGGACAACCUGCGGAAACAGAACGAAGUGGCACUCAUUAUAGACGGCACCACGCUCAAGUACGCCAUGGGCUGCGACUUGAAGAAGGAGUUCCUGGAUCUGUGUCUGUCUUGUAAGGUCGUCAUCUGCUGUAGAGUGUCGCCGCUACAGAAGGCUGAGGUGGUAGAAAUGGUGUCGACUUCGACGGGCGCCGUGACGCUCGCGAUCGGCGACGGCGCCAACGACGUGGCGAUGAUACAGCGCGCGUCCGUCGGCGUCGGCAUCUCCGGCGUCGAGGGGCUGCAGGCCGUCUGCGCCUCCGACUACAGCAUCGCUCAGUUUCGGUUUCUCCUCCGACUGUUGCUGGUCCACGGUGCGUGGAACUACUCCCGUAUCAGCAAACUGAUCCUAUAUUCCUUUUACAAAAACAUAUGUCUGUAUGUCAUCGAGCUGUGGUUCGCGAUCUACUCUGCUUGGUCUGGUCAAAUCAUAUUUGAGCGGUGGACGAUAGGUUUCUACAACGUGAUCUUCACCGCACUGCCGCCCUUCGCCAUCGGAUUGUUUGAUAAACUGUGUUCUUCUGAGAUCAUGUUGAAGCACCCGGUGCUGUACAUCCCGUCGCAGAAGGGACUGCUGUUCAACGUGCAGGUGUUCUGGGUGUGGGCGGUGAACGCGCUGCUGCACUCCGUGCUGCUGUUCUGGCUGCCCGUGCUGCUGUGCGCGCACGAGGCGCUGUGGCCCGCCGGCGGUGUCGGCGGGUAUCUCGUGCUUGGCAACUUUAUAUAUACGUACGUGGUGCUGACGGUGUGCCUGAAGGCGGGGCUGGCGACGCACUCGUGGACGUGGGUCACGCACGUCGCCAUCUGGGGCUCCGUCGGCAUGUGGUUCACCUUCAUGCUCAUAUACAGCAACGUGUACCCUCACAUCCUCAUCGGAGCCGUGAUGCUGGGCAUGGACACCAUGGUGUUCUCGACCAUUCUGUUCUGGCUCGGGUUGCUGCUCAUCCCCGUGUGCACCCUCAUCCCAGACCUGUGCUUCAUCGUCAUCCACAAUUCGGCCUUCAAAUCGAUGACGGAGGCGGUCCGCGAGAGCGAGAUAAAACAACGUGACCCCGCGGCACUGCUCGCACAGCCGAGGCACUCAUGGACUUACUGCACUUACAUGAUAAGUGGGGGAACAGUCAUGAAAUGCCUCACGGAGACGGCGCGGCUGCUACAGAACGUACGCAGCGUGUUCACGCGGCGCUCGACCACGCGCGCCAACUUGGAGCUCGAGCUGUCUCAUGGGUUCGCAUUCUCUCAAGAAGAGGGCGCCAGCGUGUCGCAGGCCGACGUGAUCCGGGCCUACGACACCAGCCAGCCGAGGGCUGGGCGCUCCUGAGCUGACCACAAGCGCCGCUCGCACAUACACACCGUGUGCUGAGUCACCUCCUCGAGGCCACAUCGCCUUUAUUAUAUACGUACAAAUGUUAUGUUUGGUCUUCAAAACAUCCUACUGUUCAUUUAAUUCGUUCACAUAACUGUUUUCAUAUUAGGUUAGUGACCAAAUCACUGUGGCUUAUAUGAGGAAUACAGUGUAUUCUGUACUUAAAAAGACGUGUAAGUAAAAGUUAUUAUACUGUGUUAAUAUAAAUAGGAUUAUUUAUUGUAUACAUUAGAUGAGACUAACUGUGGUACGUUAUAUGUAGUUUCGGUCACAGGGAUCAUUGCGCCCGUAUGCUGCCCGCUAGAUGCAAAAAAAUAUUGUCACAAAAUUGUGCUUUACUCACGGCUAUAAAUGUAAACGAAUUGAUAAUUUCACGCAUAUUUCUCCAUGUUUUCAACGUUGAUUAUGCUUUAUGGGUAAGAGGUAUUACCAGUCUUAUACUAACCUAGAAUAUACGUAAAGUAUUAUUUAACUAAAUAUCGGGCCAAAAUGCCAAACAAGUAAUUUGUUAUGUAAUAGAUAUUACAAUUACAGCAAAUACGUACCAGUUAACUGUGGUUUUGAUUGUUGUUUAAAAUAUGAUUUUCCGUUACGAUAUGAGCUUUUCAGAAAUAUAUUAUGUGUUCAAAGUUGGAAAAUGUAAAAAAUACUUAGAAUAUGUAACUGUUCUCAGUUGCACUGAAUUGUACAAAGGACAGAGAUACAUUCAUAUAUAAUUUAAUCUUGUUAAAUAAUGUAUAUUUACAUUGAGUGCGUUAUAAAAUUUGUUUGUAAUAAAAAUAUGUUGCGCUUGUGAAUUCUAACUCUCUUAUUACUCUGUAGUCUGCGCAGGACGUCAGUUUGUUGAUCUUAUUAGACAAUCAAUACUAAUAUAAAGAUUCAGUGAGAAACGUUAUUAGUUCAAUUUUGAAAUAGAUUUUAUACGUAUGUCGGAAAAAGAUGUUUAUGCGUUUAGGUGGCAUGUUAUUUGAGUAUGUAAAAAUGUAUGUUCCUAACUAUAUUCAAACGGGUUGAUCUUCGUCACAGUUUUCUGUAAACGUUUAAUGUGGAUGGUCGAUAGAUGAUAACGUGUUGUAGGUUGCUCUAAAGACAUAUUUGAUACAUUAGUUUUUACAAAUAAUAUACGCCAACAAUACUGUUAGAUUACACCAUCGAUCAACAAAAGGAAAACAAUACCCGCGAUUACACGCUAUAUCAAAAAAAGCGAAAUUAUUUUCUGAAGUUUAUAAGAUAUUUAAAUUAUUUAUUAUUUUUUGACAGACUUAUUUAAUUUUGCAUUAACUACGAAUUACACGAUAAUAAUAUCAUAAUAAGGCCGUAUAUGGUGGUUGUAAAGUGGUCCUUUGUAGUUGUGAAUUUGAUAAGUUAUGCAGUUUUAGUUUGCUGACUUUUUAUCAUAAUAUUUAAUAGAAUCGAAAUGUAAAUGAUAAUUCUGUAAUAUUAUAUUUACUUGAAUAAAUUUAAGUAAAUCUGUUUAUUAAUUAACGAUUUUGUCGUACGGCCAAUAGAUGGCGGCUCUUAUUUUGUCGUGCUGUUAUGUCGUCAAAGUCCCGAUUGAAGUUAACAAAAUUGUCCCCUACUUAGAAAUUAUUCUCUAAUAUAUAGAUAAUAUUUUCUAAAAAAAAAAGUAUAAUUGGAAUUUUCGUAUAUGACGCACGUAGAUCUAUCGUUCGAUAGUGCACCACAUUCAUCGGCACAAACUUGUAUUUUAUCGCUGCAAUUUCUAGUCAACGUCUGUAGACUGUGGGUAGCGAUGUAUUGCUCAUUCACAUAAUGCCAAGUUCUUGAAAUGUCUUAUCUGUGAAUAUCGUUUUCAAUUUUCUUGCGUGCGCUGUUUUGAGCAGAUCAUACAGCGGCUUGUGCCCGCUUCAGUCUCAAUAUUUAGAUUUCAAGUAUAAAUGGAAAGAUUUCGUGAUAAAUAACUCUAUUAUGAAAUUAUUAUAAAGGAAUAUAUAACUGUAUGUAAUGACAUUUAGCGAAUAUGGUAUUCUGUAAAUAAGCGAACUACAUCUGGCACACAACACCCGCCCGUGAAGCCCUUUUUUCUUAAGUCUAUAAACAUAGCCUAAUGCUAUAAUUUCACCCAGAUCUUAUUUAUCAUAUACAGAUAAAAGUUUAAUAUUUACUAAAUUAUUGUGAUAAUAUGUAACUUAUAACUCGAAGCUAAAUUUUUCAGAGUCUUUACAAAAGUCGACUGCUAGUGGUUUUUCGAAUGACUUGUAACUGAUAUGAUAUUUAUCACAUUAUACCUCGUAACAAUUAUUGUUAACUGUUGUUAACUCGACUAAGGAACGAGGUGGUGUGCGCAGGCACCGCGCCUUUACAGUAUACCAGCCCGGGUGAUCCGACGCAAAUAAAUUAAAUUAUAUAAUCGAUGUAAAUUAACUUUUUUUUUGUCUUUCGAAACAAGUGGCACACAGAAAUGUAUUUACACGUUAAUCAGCCCAAGGACGACAUCAUUAACGAGGGACUCGGGCCGCUACAGUACGUGAUAGUAUUCGCCUUAUGGAAAUUUUAAUAAACUAUUUGUAUUUUAUUUCGGUUAAUGUACCGUUCCUUUCAUCACAAAUUAGGCCCAUUGAAGUCCAAGAGAAGUGAAAAAAUGCAGAUUGUUGCUUAGGCCAUGAAAACCAAAUUUCAGAUGAAAGUUUUCGUUGCUCUUGAAUUUGUGAGCCCUUAAAUAAGGGUUUGCUUCAAAAAAACUUGAAAGUGUAAAAUUUUAUUUCUUUUUUGGAGAAAAUCAAAGCUUGAAGUCAUAUUCGUGUAAUACUGGGACCAAUGCGGCUGUUAUUGUCGAGUGUGCAUUAAUGGAUCUUUCCCUUAUAAUUAUGUCAAAUUAAAUUUUGUAGCUGAGCAUAUGCGCCCGCGCCGCCUGCGUCGCCAUCUUAAGAAUAAGUGAACAUGUGAAUGUAACAGAUAUGGAUAAAUUAUAUUAUUUGUUCUCGUUCUUUAAAA